This is a messenger RNA of Drosophila montana, 1316 nucleotides long. RefSeq lists its product as uncharacterized. The record is from RefSeq and is a predicted model, not a curated record. Lineage: Eukaryota; Metazoa; Arthropoda; Insecta; Diptera; Drosophilidae. The transcript has 4 exons. The coding region runs from base 517 to 840 and encodes 107 amino acids.
GUUUUAUUUGCAAGAAUUUUAAUUGCGUUCAUUUGGUUUAUUUGCGCUGUAAAAAUGCCACAAAGUAAAUUUAAAAAAGAUAAAUUACCUGCUGCCAUACAGAACAAGAAUAAACAGGCAGCGUUCAGACGCAGAGCAAGUGAGUGGCGCAGUUUGGCAAAGCGCGGGAAUAGUCUUAUAUGAAAAACAGAUCGGGCUACUACAUCAGAUGACUACUGAAGAACUAACAAACGUUUGAAAAUAGAGCGCAUUUUUUAAACAAUUGUAAACCUUACGUUUACUGAUUUAAUUAGAAAUUAUUUGCUGAGCUUAAAUCAGGAGCACUACUGAGGGUUAAAGGAAUAUAACAGUUGAUGUUAUUACGUUAACAUGCUCAUUUUUGCGUUAACAGACGAAUCAGACAAACUAUUGACCGACCUCCACAACAUAUCGGGCAUCAGCUGGUAGAAAUUUCCUAAACGUGCUUUUUGUGCAAGAACUUAAAUUGCUUAUAUUUAGUUUAUUAUAACUAUAAAAAUGCCUCAAGGUAAAUUUAAAAAAGCCAAAUUACCUGCUGCCAUACAGAACAAGAAGAAGCAGCAGAAACAAGCAGCGUUCACACGCAGAGCAAAUGCUCCUAUACAAGCCAAGAAGGGAAAAUUUAAUGAAACGCAAAAAAUCAAGGCGGUCAUUUCCAAAUCUGUUAACAAAAGCGUCGAAAGCGAGCUGCGUUCGCGUGCACAUGAAGGAUAUAUACAGCUAAGCAAAGCCCAAGAAGCGGUCGCUAAGCAUCAUUCGACGCAGGCCGCAGCAGCGGCAGCGAUAGCCGCAGCCGCCAGCACAGACAAAGCGCGGGAAUAGUCUUAUAGGAAAAACAGCUCUCACAAUUGGUUGGCAUUAUACUUUUUGGUUAACCCAACCAUUUAAAUCCCGAACACAAAACAUUUCAUUAACUAAAUUAAAAUAAAACCGGAAUAACCGACAAACAGUCAAACGGAUUUUGUUGGUAUGUGUUUUUAUAUUAAAAGCGCCAUUUUAAAUGCCAUUUCAUGUUAUGCACUUAAUCCAAUUGUUGAGGCGUGUAAAAACGUCACGUUAUCAAGUUAAACAAUGAUAAAAAUAAAAAAAAUAAAACAGAAUAACAAUAAUAAUAACCGACAUGGUAAUUAGUUAAUUUAUAAUUUAAUAAAAACUGCUCAUUUGUGAAUUCAAUUAAUGUUUAUAUGCGCGUGUCAAAGUGGAUUAAGGUCUAAUUUAAUAACUGACUAGUGAAAUUGUGGAAAAACUCAUCAUGUAUUUUAUAUAAAUUCAAUAAACGAAAGCAUUAUAAACAAUUA